UGUCUUUAUCCAGUCUCACGCGCAUACGACACACACGCGCUCACUCCCCCUUACAUUACUUGCUUCAGUAGAGAAGAAGAAGAAGAGUGGAAAUUGCGAUACUCUUUCACCAAAUGUUGAACGAUCUAUCGUCGAUUUUGCCUUCAAACAAUGGCCAGAAGUUGGAUUGUUGAUGGUAGAGCUAUUGCAAGAAAGGUUAAAACUUGUAGUCUUCCUCUGGUAAAUCAAAUCAAAGACUGUGGAGCGAUUCGUGAAUGUCCAGAGUGCCAUUUCAGGAUUGAUAAUAGUGAUGUGUCAGUUGAGUGGCCUGGGCUUCCCAUUGGCGUGAAAUUUGAACCCACUGAUGCUGAGCUCUUAGAACAUCUAGCGACCAAAUGUGGCGCCGGGAAUUCAAAACCACACCAAUUUCUUGAUGAAUUCAUCCCUACACUUGAUGUAGAUGAAGGAAUAUGUUCCAAACAUCCUGAAAAUCUUCCUGGUGCUACAAAAGACGGAAACACUGUUCAUUUCUUCUACAGGACCACAAACGCGUACACUACUGGUCAAAGAAAACGUCGCAAGAUCUGCAAAGAAUCUGGUUUGACCAAAGAAGCUAGUUUGACCAAGGAUGUACGUUGGCAUAAGACUGGCAAGACAAAAGCCAUUAUGCAGAAUGGAGUCCAGAUAGGGUGCAAGAAGAUAAUGGUUCUUUAUGGGGUUGCUGGUGGGGGUUCGAAACCUUAUAAACUGAACUGGGUCAUGCAUCAGUAUCAUCUAGGAACAGUUGAAGAUGAAAAAGAGGGCGAGUAUGUAGUUGCAAAAAUAUUCUAUCAGCCACAGAAAGAUACCGAGAAAGUGGAUAAUAAGGCUGUAAUUGAGGAAUCAGAUGCAUGGAUGAAUUUGACUAGUCCAAGAACUCCAAUAACCGAUGCCCCUGAUCCACGUAGGCCUGUGAAACCUGUUUCUUGUGAUGAUGUCACCACUGAUCAUGUUGAAAUUAAGGAGAAUAUGGGGAUACCAAAUUGGGAAGAUGAUUCACAAGCGGUUGACUUAGAUGCAUUUGAUGACUCAUUGUUCUGUAAUGAGAAUCUUGAUACUUAUGACCCUGUUGCUGGCUCUAAUGUUAAUGCUGACUGUGCACCGGGAACCAGUAGGGGUGCGGGUUUUGGAGUUGACGAUCUUGAGAAUCUGGACUUGGGUACUCCACCUGAUUUCAACCUUGCGGAUUUGCACUUUUCAUCACAAGACAGCAUUUUCGGGUGGUUAGAGCGGUUGUAAAGCAUGGAAAUUGAUUUGGGCUAUUGAGGGACAUUUGUGUCUCUUUUUUGGUUAUUUAUGUUCAAAUCUUGAAAAGAAACUGAAGGUAUGAUGGAUUUCUCGUUUUGAAAUAGCUUUGUGAUGCUAGUAAACAAAGCAUUGAAGCAUGAUGAUCUAGUGUUGCGAGGAUCCGAUUUUGUUUAAUUAAUGCCUAUGGUCUUUUAACUUCUAUAUGUAUUGGAGAGCAAAUAUGUAAUGGUAACUUGUAACUCUUAUGGUUUAAGGGUGAUUAUACACUUAUUUUGGGUGUGUACAGUUUAUAAUUA
Helianthus annuus (common sunflower) is the source of this 1562-nucleotide messenger RNA. RefSeq names its product SUPPRESSOR OF GAMMA RESPONSE 1. Bases 151 to 1257 code for a protein of 368 amino acids. NCBI's taxonomy places the organism in Eukaryota, Viridiplantae, Streptophyta, Magnoliopsida, Asterales, Asteraceae. The transcript has 5 exons. Gene Ontology annotation, molecular function: transcription cis-regulatory region binding; DNA-binding transcription factor activity. Gene Ontology annotation, biological process: regulation of DNA-templated transcription. Gene Ontology annotation, cellular component: nucleus. The record is from RefSeq and is a predicted model, not a curated record.